AUCAAACUAACAAGUAACAACAAUCAUUUUUUCUAUUUUAUUUGAUGAAAAGGGAAAUAGUUUGGUGAUUUCUCGUAAAGAUGUUUAAGAAAAUGGAUAAAAAAGCAGCGCAGAGAAUUGCGAUGGAAUACAGAGCUAUGAUCUCGAAAGAAUCUUUGUUCAGUAUUGGUCAAAACUCGAACAAUAUAUACGAAUGGACUGCAGUGAUCCGGGGUCCAGAUGGCACUCCCUAUGAAGGUGGCAUGUUUAAUCUCAGUAUUAAGUUUCCUACGGAUUAUCCUUUUAAACCACCCAAGUUUACGUUUAAAACUCCGAUUUACCAUCCAAAUAUCAAUGAUGAAGGAUCGAUUUGCAUGAACAUUCUUAAAGACAAAUGGACUCCUGCUCUUAUGGUUGAAAAGGUGCUUCUGUCAAUACUUUUACUAUUGGAAAAACCAAACCCAGAUGAUCCUCUUGUACCUGAAAUUGGACAGCUCUUCAAGAAUAACAGAUUCCAAUUUGACCAGAGAGCUCGAGAAUUCACUGCUCGACAUGCUAAUAAUUAAAAUUUAUAAAAUUAUUUAUCUUACUUUCGAAGUUUGUCAUAUCGUAUUUAUUAUACAUAAACAGCUUCCUAUCCUAUGCUAUUGUCGACAUCUUUUCUAUUAUAAAUAAAAGUCACAUUCUUCGAUUA
Molecule: messenger RNA, 673 nt
Organism: Arabidopsis thaliana (thale cress)
Lineage: Eukaryota; Viridiplantae; Streptophyta; Magnoliopsida; Brassicales; Brassicaceae
Gene: UBC31
Product: ubiquitin-conjugating enzyme 31
Exons: 4
Coding region: 81-545 (154 amino acids)
Biological process (GO): protein ubiquitination
Molecular function (GO): ubiquitin conjugating enzyme activity
Source: RefSeq, marked reviewed